Sorghum bicolor (sorghum) is the source of this 1559-nucleotide messenger RNA. Its product is annotated as C-Myc-binding protein homolog. The coding region runs from base 228 to 680 and encodes 150 amino acids. Gene Ontology annotation, cellular component: nucleus. Gene Ontology annotation, molecular function: transcription coactivator activity. Gene Ontology annotation, biological process: regulation of DNA-templated transcription. Lineage: Eukaryota; Viridiplantae; Streptophyta; Magnoliopsida; Poales; Poaceae. The record is from RefSeq and is a predicted model, not a curated record. The transcript is spliced from 4 exons.
GGGCGGGUCCACGGUACAGCCGCUUUACGCAAAGACCUCUGUGUCUGCACCAGUACCAGACUAGAGACCACCAGCAUCAACUACUACUCGGCUUCGCGGCAGUACAGAUCCGGCCGACACUUUCGUCGUCAACCUCUCGCCAUUUCCACAUCCUUCCUCCGCCGACCUCGACGCAAACCACAGCUUCCCGCUCGCGCUUCUCCAGUCUCCCAGGAUCUGCUCUCGCCAUGGAUAGGGAAGCCAAGAAAGAAGCGUUCAGGAAGUAUCUUGAGUCCAGCGGCGUGCUCGACACCCUCACGAAAGUUCUUGUUGCGUUGUAUGAGGAGAAUGAUAAGCCUUCAUCUGCAGUCGAAUUUGUUCAACAGAAGCUGGGUGGCCCAUCAAUUUCUGACUAUGAAAAGCUCAAGGCAGAGAAGUUGGAUUUGCAAUUGAAGUAUGAUAAGCUUUUAGAAACCCACAAGGAAACAUGCAGACAGGUAUGCAAUGUUACUGUGUUGGCAGUGUACACUACUGUCUGUUUAGACUAUCUCCAACAAUCGUCACCCAAAAUACAAGACCUAUUUAUCCUUUGGGUAGCGCUACAGGUAAAAGGUUCCAUACCUAUUUUUAGUCUUCUCCAACAACAAGACCUAAAAGACAACACUCUCUGCAAAUGGGUCUCGAGGAAAGAGGAUACCUAAAUUUGGGUUAUGCCUCUCAUGAUACCUAAAAUGAGUCUUCUGUAUAGGUAUUCUGUUGGAGGCUAUAGGUAUUGUGUUGGAAAUCUAUUUUGGGUUUGGGUUCCCAUAUGGGUUUCUUAUUGGAGACAGCCUUACAUGGCAUACUUAAUGUUCAGUAGCAUUUGGUAUUACGACUUCACCAAUUUUUUGUACAAAUGUUAUGUAUGAUUAAGAAGUGUUAGUUGUUAUUGUCUCAAAGCUUACUGCUUGUUUGAAGUAAUUGUGCUUGUUUGAUGAUGAAGCUCUUGCAUUCCAAUAAUGUAUUCAUUGCGAUAAUUCUGUCUUGAACUUAAGCGCUGGUAAUGUUCUGAAUUCCACUAGCCUGCAUAAUGUUCAGCAGUACCCAACUGGAUGUGUUUGGUAAAAAUACCAAUAAUUACAUUUAAAAAAACUCUCAUUUUCAUCACACUCUGAUCUGGCAAAAAAAUAUUUGUCCUGUAAGGUCAUGUUUCUCUCCUCAAGUCAUCAUUCUUGUGUCUUGGUUUUAUGCAUAAAAAAAAUUAGUUAGACUGAAAGGUAGGUAGAAUGUGCGGCAAGGAGUUGAUAUAAUAAGCUAGAUGGCAUUUCUUAACCAGUUUAUCCUGUGGAUUUCUAAGUCCUAGUUAACUUGUUUGUGUUGUUUCCUCAUAUGACAGUUAGCAUUUUAGACUUGCAAAGUCCUAUGCUUUUAGGGGAAAAAAGAGCUUGUAUGUUCUGACUUCUGAGCACAAGAUGACAUUUAUCUGGAGUUCUGGACUGUAUUUCAGUUAUGAUUUCACAACUUUGUUGUGAAUCCCAAGCAAAUUUCGCAUAUGAUUUGAACAUAAAUGAAACUGGCAUUGAUCAGUUGUCUAUCUCAUU